This is a messenger RNA of Xenopus tropicalis (tropical clawed frog), 1996 nucleotides long. RefSeq names its product Ras association domain family member 6 (gene rassf6). NCBI's taxonomy places the organism in Eukaryota, Metazoa, Chordata, Amphibia, Anura, Pipidae. The transcript is spliced from 12 exons. Gene Ontology annotation, biological process: signal transduction. Bases 325 to 1347 code for a protein of 340 amino acids. The record is from RefSeq and is a predicted model, not a curated record.
UUCUGUCAACUGCUGUCAUGUAAACACUCCCGAAAUGCACUGAGGCAGAAGGCAGAAAGGAGUGGCUUAGGUGUCCAACAACUUUGUGGCUGGAUAAGUAAUGUUUAACUUCCCUUUGUCUUUUAUAAACUGAGGGAACAGGCAGGGCAGUUCAGCACUGUCAUGUUGUUUUGGUGGCAAUGCAGCGAGAAAAGUAAAAUGCAUUCCUGGCUUCUCUGGAGAACAAAGGUAUGUGCUAUGAAAAAGGGCCGCAUCCACAGCUAAAGGCAGUCAUUGACCAAAAUGAUUUUCCAGAUCUGCAGCUGAUCUGGACUUCAUCUUAAAAUGGCCAAACAGUCUCCAUUUAAGAGUUCCAUGGCCAUAAAUGAAACAAAGUUCAUCACCAGAAGCCAGCUAGACUCCUUAUUGAAAACAUAUAACUGUUACUUUAAGGAUCAAAAGAAUCUGCACAUAUCUUAUCACCAAGAUGAACAUGGAAAAAUCGUUAUUUUUGGACUAAUCGAAAUAUUUUGGGGAGUACAACGGCCAAUCAGAUUCCAGAUGCAAGAUGAAAAAUUUCCCUUUUCAGAAUGUAUCCAGCUGCCAGAAGUUAUUGGUUCAAGUAUAACUAAAAGUGGAAUGAUGCGCUGGGGUGAAUUUGAUGACCUUUACCACAUUAGUGAAUUAGAAGAGACUCAAGUGAGUUCAGAGGAAGAUACAGAGAGCAAUAAUGGCUUAACUUACAGUUAUGACAGCAGUACGCUUAGACCUAAACUCAAAGAAGACCCUCCGGAUUCCCCUUCACUGUACAGAACAAUGAGUGAUGCUGCACUGGUUAAGAAGAGGGUGAAACAAAACACUUCUAACAGAGAAAACCAGCAACACCGUUUUUCCAUAAAUGGACAUUUUUACAACUACAAGACAUCAAUUUUCACUCCAGCCUUUGGAUCUCAAACAAAAGUCAUGAUAGACAGUAAUAUGAAAACAGAAGAAGUGAUCAAACAGUUGCUACAUAAAUUUAAGGUUGAAACAAGUCCAAGUGAAUUUGCACUAUAUAUUAUUCAUGCUACAGGCGAAAAGAAGAAACUUAGAAAUUCAGAUUGUCCACUGUGGGAGAGACUUCUACAAGGUCCAUCAGGAAAAAUAGCAAGGAUGUUCCUCAUGGAUAGAGAAGCAGAAGAAAUAAACAGUGAUGUAGCACAAUAUAUAAAAUUUAGCCUUCCACUUCUAGAAUCAUUUUUGAAAAAAUUAAAUGAGGAAGAGGAACGAGAAAUUCAAAGAACUAUGGACAAGUUUUUAAAAGAAAAAGCAAUUUUACUUCAGUGCCUUAGAAGCAAGCACGUUAAAAUGACAGAAACUACUGUCUAAUCAUCCAUUACAUGUAUAAACAAGGCUCACAAGAUUCAAUGAAACUGAAUACUUUUGGAGAUCUUCUAAAUGUAUUGAGAUUAACCCAGAUGGAUUACAAAUAACACCUUUGCAAUCUUCUUUUGAGUGAUCCAAGGAACUUUAUGGAAAUAUACAGAAUGUACUAUUAGCACAAUUAGGCAUUUCAUGAAAAUCUAUGGGAAAUCCAUGUACUAUGGCAAAUAAUUUUGAUUUCUCUAUUAAAAAGAGAGAAGUUUUUGUGACUUGCCAAUGCUAUUUAAUGCAUUCAAUAAGAACUCCUGUUUCUAGUGUAAGGUUGCUACAGGAGUAUUUCUGAUGUUUUUUUCUGUUUGGAUAUAUUCCAGUUAUGAAGCAUUUCAGUUCUUUCAUUUAGGGUAUUUGAAUGUCAGUAACUGCAUAAACUUGCAUAAAGCACAUAAAAGACUGAAAACAGCAGCUGGGAUCAGUGAGAUGCUGCCAAGAGUUCUGUACACUAUUAUAAAACGUUGCAUUACAUAAUAUUGUGGUAACUUUGCACAUUGCCUUGUUUCCUUUUGUUUCACAUUCAAGUCAUUCAGAUGUAUUUAUUAAACUGUGAAGUUGUACCUGUCAGAAUAAUAAUAAAAAAAACUGUAUGUUCAGAAGAAAA